Brachypodium distachyon (stiff brome) is the source of this 1775-nucleotide messenger RNA. RefSeq names its product UDP-glucosyltransferase UGT13248. The record is from RefSeq and is a predicted model, not a curated record. NCBI's taxonomy places the organism in Eukaryota, Viridiplantae, Streptophyta, Magnoliopsida, Poales, Poaceae. Bases 232 to 1677 code for a protein of 481 amino acids. Gene Ontology annotation, molecular function: UDP-glycosyltransferase activity. The transcript has 4 exons.
GCCACUCCCAAUUCAAGUCAAAGCGAAAUGGAACCCGUUUUCCCCUGCGCCGCCUAAGCGGAACACAUUUCUUCGAAUAAAAAAAGCUAUCCAUCACUAAAAGAGCGUUUGAUCUGAGCUGAAGAACUUGCGCACCACUCAAUCGCAUCCCAUACUUAAUUCCCCGCACAUGGCCGGUGACGAGGAGGCAGAUCGAAUACCAAGAGAUCAGAGCUUGUGCGAAAGCUCACCAUGGACAGCAUAAACACCACCGCCCAACGCAGCAUCGGCGGCGGCGGCGGACACGUCCUGCUCCUGCCGUUCCCGGGGAUGCAGGGCCACGCCAACCCGAUGCUGCAGCUGGGCCGCCGGCUGGCAUACCACGGCCUCCGCCCCACCCUCGUCGUCACCCGCUACGUCUUCUCCACCACCGCCACCACCGACGGGUGCCCCUUCCCCGUGGCCGCCAUCUCCGACGGCUUCGACGCUGGCGGGAUCGCCUCGUGCCCGGACACCGCGGAGUACUUGCGCCGGAUGGAAUCCGUCGGCUCGGAGACGCUGUCGCGGCUCAUCUCCGACGAGGCGCGCGCCGGGCGGCCCGUCAGGGUGCUCGUGUACGACUCCCACCUGCCCUGGGCGCGGCGGGCGGCGAAGCGAGCCGGCGUCGCCGCUGCCGCGUUCCUGACGCAGCUGUGCGCGGUCGACGUGAUCUACGGCGAGGCGUGGGCGGGGCGGGUGGCGCUGCCGUUGACGGACGGGAGCGCGCUGCGGGGGGUGCUAAGCGUGGAGCUCGGGCCGGACGACGUGCCGCCGUUCGUGGCCGCGCCGGAGUGGUACCCGGCGUUCACGGAGUCAGCGCUCGGGCAGUUUGAUGGACUGGAGGAGGCCGAUGACGUGCUCGUCAACUCCUUCCGCGACCUGGAGCCAAAGCUGAACCGGAAAUUUCGACAAUGCUAUGCAAUGAUAGACGCACCAACGCUUCAUCAUGAAGCGGAUUACAUGGAAUUGGUAUGGCGCACAAAGACUGUCGGACCGACAUUGCCUUCAUUCUACCUUGACGACAACCGUCUGCCGUUAAACAAGACCUACGGUUUCAACCUCUUCUCAAGCAUUGCUCUAUGCAUGGAAUGGCUAGACAAGCAGGUUCCUUGUUCCGUAGUCCUCGCAUCAUAUGGGACCGUCGCUAACCUCAACUCUACACAGCUAGAGGAGCUAGGCUAUGGAUUGUGCAAUUCUAGGCAGCCUUUCCUUUGGGUGCUGAGGUCCGAUGAGGCAGAAAAGUUGCCCAAAGAUCUUCGUGACAAAUGCAACACGAAAGGACUAAUUGUUCCUUUUUGUCCCCAGCUUGAAGUAUUGGCUCAUAAGGCUACAGGUUGUUUCUUGACACACUGUGGAUGGAACUCGACCAUCGAAGCGAUUGUCACCGGUGUACCCAUGGUUGCAAUACCACAAUGGGCGGACCAACCAACUACUGCGAAAUAUGUGGAGAGUGCUUGGGGAAUUGGCAGGCGUGCUUGUCCGGACAGGGAAUGCUUGGUGACAAGGGAAAAGAUUGAGAGGUGUGUCAAGGAGGUGAUCUGUGGAGAAAAAGAGUAUACGAGGAAUGCUGCUAAGUGGAUGCAAAAGGCCAAAGAAGCAAUGCAACAAGGAGGAAGCUCUGACAAGAACAUUUCAGAUUUUGUAGCGAAGUAUCUAUAAGAUUAGAGAUUCAGACCAUGUUUAGAAUGUUGUUUUUUGUGCGGGAACAAGAAUGUUGAACAACUUUUUGCUUGUUGAAAAAAGAUGCGAGUUAAGUA